Messenger RNA from Procambarus clarkii (red swamp crayfish), 4323 nucleotides. The record is from RefSeq and is a predicted model, not a curated record. Lineage: Eukaryota; Metazoa; Arthropoda; Malacostraca; Decapoda; Cambaridae.
GUCAGUGUUGCUGAGGCUGUGAGGGAGGGAGGGUCUCGCCGCUCCUGUAGUCGGGCUCUCGCAUGCCUGGUACUACUUACGCUUCUGUGUUGGGGAAAUAUUCCCAAGUGCAAUUAGAAACCAUGUAAAGUGAAAUAAAAUGGCGGUGUCUGAGGAGUUUGUGAACCAACUCCGACAAGUGUUUGAGGUGUGUGAUGUGGAGAACCGUGGAACUAUAAGUAUCACUCAUCUCCUUCAGUUAGCUGGGGAACACUUCGGCUCCUCGCAGAAUAGCGUGACCUCGGCCGUGGGGAGUCUUGGGGUCAGCAGUGAUGCCAUCACCUUCCCCCAGUUCUGUGAGGUCGUCGCCACCAUCCUCACCUCCCAUGGAACGCGGUGUUGGUCGCCAUAGGAAAUACGGGUAUUCUGUGGCGUGCUGUGCCAGUCCAAUAACUGUGGGCGUGGAGAGGAUGCCAGGUGACGAGCGUGGGUCUCCCUCAUCCCUCACUGACUUUGACUCGGCACUAGGGGGCAGCACCGCCUCCCCGGACUCCACAAGGAAGACACAUAGUGGUUGUUCGAGUAUGAGUGAUCGCGAGGAAGAAAACUUUGAGUGCUACGGUGAAGCUGAUGAUAUCGAGUGCGACUCUGACUCUGCCAGAAUGGGUGAUGAUCUGGAUGGCAGCAUCAGAAGUCCCCCACAUUCUCUACCCCCUAGUAAUUUUAGCCGCAGAAAUUCUUGGGUCAGAAGAUCUUUACGUGGCUCCCCAUCCAGCGCACAGGAGAAAAUCAUCCCUCCUAGACGUUGGGCUUCCUUCAGACACGCCCCUAAGCGGGUUGGAGGCACGGCCGUGGCUUCCCAGCUCUACCGCACCUCUUCCUUCUCCUCCGGCCGCUCCUCUGUAGCUGAUCAGGAAGAUAUGUACUCUGACGCAUCUCUUGAGGACGACGUACUCGACCUCAACCAUAAGGUACAAAUGUUGCAGCAGCAAGUAGGAGUUUUAGCGGAGAACCAGGUGAACUCUGAUGACAGGUUCUCCAGAGUCAAACAGGACAAUGCAGCCUACCAAGAAAGAGUUGUGAUGCUAGAGGAGCAGCUGCGUGAGACGGAGCAACGACACGGAGAGAGACACUCGGAAGAGCAGCGGAGGAACAGAGAACUCAUAACCCGAAUUGAAAGAGAAAAGCAACUCACUAUAGAAAAUUAUACUAUUAAGUUAUCCAGCUUGGAAAAAGAAAAGAAUACAAUAGAUGACGAGUGUAAGCGAUUGAAGGCACAGGCAGACAAGCUACAGAAGGAGAAGGAAUCCCUUGAGGAUCGGGUUUCCGAGGCAGAGUUUUCAGCUUCUACUCUGCAACAGGAUAAUGCCAAGUUAAUGGAACUAAAUAGGAGAGAGAAAGAAGAAAGGAAAAUGGAGAAAGACAGAAGUGGACAGGUAAUAGAAGAACUGCGAUGUGAAAUAGAGCGGCUUCGAACGGCAGAAGAAACUGCUAGGAAGCGCUCACCAAGUAUAGACCCUCAAACUGCACAGUCUGCAGAGCUACAGGCUACUAUUAGGCAACUUAGAGACGAGAAUAAAAAUCUGGUAGAGCAAGUUGAGGAUCUUCAAGCACAGUUGUUGACAUCACGUUUGGAAGAGGGACGUACACUUGUAACUGCAACGAAUAACAACUCAUUGGCUGCAGAGUUUGAGGCAAUGACUAGUGAAGAGGAUUCACUCUAUGGCAGUGACACAGUCGAAAAGCUCAAGAAAUCCUUGAAGGAUGCUCAAGAAGCCAACCAUCAUCUACGGGCUUACAUAGACGGCAUUCUUCUCAACAUUGUGGAAAAUUAUCCACAACUGCUCGAGGUUAAGCAAAAAUGAUACUAAACCAAAGGAUUUAUAUUUUAUAACGGUUUUAAUUUUAUACUUUUAAUGUAAUGCUUGAACCCAACCAUGAAGUUUAACUUAGUUACAGUAUAUCUUGCUAUGCAGUGUUUUCUCAUGUGGCAUAUAUUUUUUGUAAAAAAAAUAUUUCUUGUAAUUUGCUAAAAUUUUACAAGUUUGUAAGGCUAGCAGUUUUGUACAGUAACACCAGGGGAUGAAAAUUAGCUCUAAAUGCAUUUGCAAAUAAAAAAGCAACUUGAUUUUUAUUGGAUCAAUCAUGUUACAUAUUUGCUCGUUAGUUUCACAACAGUGUAAAAUUCUAUAAUGUUUUAGCUGCAAAUUACUUUUAAAAUAUGAAUUUUAUAUAAAUCAUAAAUCCAUGAAGGCAAUUUAUAACAAGUAGAUUAAAAAGAAAACAAAAUGGGUAAUCUUGACAAAACUUUUAAUUGACUAUUGUGCAAAUUUCUUUUAAAUAUUAAGAUGUGUGGGUUGAGGUUUGAAGCUGACCAAUAUUUUAAAUGUACAGUUCUGAAAUUUAUGCAUUUAAAGGAUAUUUAUGUAUUUUUAUUUUGGGAGGGGAGGGGGGCAUAAAUUUCCACACGUUGUGGUAUACAAUGUGCCCAACUAAUGUUCUGUUAUCGCUCCAACAGAUCAUUGUGCAUGUAUAUAUAUAUAUAAAUAUUACAGUUUGAUAACUUGUAUAUAAAAAAAUUGGAAGCUUAGAAUAAUUAGCAAAGUGCAGAGCAUUUCCAACAUGUACUUAAGUUGCAGGUCUAGUUUCAUUAGAUCAAAUUUUACAAGUUUUGUUAUAAAUAUGAAACAAUUUUAAAUACUGUAUAUUAAUUUUGUUGGCAUGUACUCAAUGAUUCAGAUACUUAUAUGCUGUCAGUACAAUCUGGUAGUGUGUAGAAGGUGUGUUAAUGAUAUUUGUAAAUGUAUAACAUCUAAAGUGAUAGUGAAACUUAUUUAUUGGUGGGAAGUUUCCUUGUGGAUUAUAUUAGUGAUGAAGAAAAUUGUGUGACUGUGGUCAAAUAGUGUCCAGAUACGUUUGUCUAGCACUCUUAUGAUAUCAAGACUUUGGCAGAUUAGUAGUUGCGUGCCCACUUGACUGUUCCAUGUUAUUAGAUAUUUGGAGUAUAUAAUUGUAGCUAAAUUUUAUGAAUUUAUGAAUAAUUUAUGCAAUGUAAAAGAAAAAAUAUAAUUUUUGUUUGAAAGCUGCAUGAUGUUGCUUUGCUGUGAUACAUAGCAUUAAUUUCAAUAUCUUUAUAUAAGGACAUACCUUUUAUAUUUCAUGUAUUUAAUUUAUAGGGACAUUCAAUCUUCAAAGAUUGAAAAAGUUCUCAUUCACCUGUAAUUGAUUGAGAGAUGUAUGUUUUUACAACAGUCUAUAUAAUAUGAAGAACAUAUUGUCAUGUUGUCUUGGUGCAUUGAAGACAUAAUUGUUAUUUAACAGUUUACAUGUGUUUUGCUGGAUUCUUUAAGUCAAUAACUACAUAUAAUCUGUGAUAACUACUAAUGACACUUACCAUUCAGUUGAACAUCUGUACAUGAAACCAUUUACCCCUUUUUUUUUUGGGGUGGGGCGGUCAUAUUUUGAGGUACUGUAUACUCACUUUUAACCCUCAAAAUGCGGUUGACGUUACCCGUUGAUUGUGUAGUGAAAUGUGGUCAUUAUAUUAUAACAAUGUCAUAGUUUUAUUAUAUUGGUGUUGCUCGUAUGGUUCCACUAGCUCAGUGGUGUCUCCCCAACAGUCAUUAAAAGCCACAAAACAGUUUUGGAGUCUUUAGUCCUUCAGCUCUGUCUUCCAUAAUCAUGACAGUAGCACUUGCAUAGUUUAACAUAUACAGCAAAGUUAUUUACUGUAUAUGAUAGACAUUACUUUUUACUUUUUUUGCAUACAAAUAUCUUUUGAACACAUUUCAGAUGAUAAUUAUAUAAAUGUUUAUUUUGUUUUUCUCAUUUUGAUGAUAAUUUUGAUGGCUGCACUUUGAGGGUUAAAAAAAAAAUCCAAGCAUUUUGAAUUGGUUUUGUUUUAAAGGUGACACAUAAAUACAUUUUAAUUUCAUAACACAAGACAAUAUUAAUGUUGUAAUCUAUUGUACUGAUCUUAUGUACACUAUUUUAUUUUUUUUGUACAGACUGUGAAUUAUUCACAGUAUCUAAUUUUGUAUAAAUUAGAUAUUGACAGAUUUGUCAUAUGGUGGUCUUUUCAGUCACAUUUUGUGCGGAACCGUCCAUUCUCGUUUCAUAUUUAUUCUUGUUUACAAUGUUAUAUCUUGGAGAUGAAACAGGUAGUCCUAUAUAAUAUACUGCAAAAAUGUUCCUGAUUCAUUGUCUUGUACAUACUGUAAAUACUGUAAUGUGUUGACUCUUUAUGUAUUCCCCAAAAAGAUUGUACUUGUGGUAUGAGUAAUAACCUUUGUCAAUUCAAGUUUGUAUGAAAGGAAUGAUUGACCAAUACAUUUAUUUUGUUGA